Coniosporium apollinis CBS 100218 is the source of this 1230-nucleotide messenger RNA. RefSeq lists its product as uncharacterized. The transcript is spliced from 5 exons. Gene Ontology annotation, biological process: pyridoxal 5'-phosphate salvage. The coding region runs from base 1 to 1230 and encodes 409 amino acids. NCBI's taxonomy places the organism in Eukaryota, Fungi, Ascomycota, Dothideomycetes. Gene Ontology annotation, molecular function: pyridoxal kinase activity. The record is from RefSeq and is a predicted model, not a curated record. Gene Ontology annotation, cellular component: cytosol.
AUGUCUUCGGACUCAGAGAUCCCAGAGACACGUGUUCUCGCUAUUGCGAGCCAUGUCGUAUACGGAUAUGUCGGGAACACCAUGGCCUCGUUCGUGCUGCAGUCGCUGGGCUGCGAGGUGUCAGCUAUCAACACCGUCCAUUACAGCAAUCACACGGCCUACAAGCAGGUCAAGGGCAGAAAGACGACCGCGGAAGAGAUAUCGGAACUCUACGAAGGCCUUAAGCAGUCCAAUCUCACCGACUUUGACGUGCUCCUAACUGGCUACACACCGAGUGCAGAGGCGGUAGAAGCUGUUGGCAGAAUAGGGAGGGACCUAAAAUUCCACGCCACAACCAAGCCUGGUUCAUUCUUCUGGGUCCUUGACCCAGUAAUGGGCGAUGAAGGCCGUCUCUACAUCCCCGAAGAAGAAGUCUCCAUCUACAAAACCCACCUCCGCAACGCCGACCUGAUCCUCCCCAAUCAAUUCGAGGCCGAGCUCCUCUCCGACACCAAGAUCCGCGACCUCGACACCCUCGCUGAAGCUAUCCAGAUCCUGCACCGCACUCAUCAGAUCCCGCACAUCAUCAUCACAUCGCUCCGAUUCACCGAGUCCGGCACUACAGUCCCGUAUUCCGCUGACUAUGAUUCUGGCACCCUUACUAUCGUCGGCAGCACCGCGCGCGCAGACCAUACGCCUCGGCUCUUCCGCAUCGAUAUACCCGCUUUUCCUGUCUUCUUCUCUGGCACCGGCGACAUGUUCGCUGCGCUUACCGUGGCGCGACUACGUGAAGCGGUGUUCGAAGCGGGGAUAAACAAAGCACAGCGAUGGGUCAGUCCAGACGACGUGCCCUCAACAGAGCUACCGCUGGCCAAGGCGGCAGAGAAGGUGCUAGCAAGCAUGCAGGCCGUCUUGCGAAAAACCUAUGCCGCCUGGGACGCGGAGCGGAAGCUGCUUGAUGAGGAGAUGAGCGAUGUGCGGGCGGGGCAGCAUAGCGGUAAAGAAGGCAUGAGUCAAGAGAAGAUGAGACGACAUCUGCGGCUCACGAAAGCGGCGGAGGUAAAGCUGGUGAGGAACGUGGAUGAUCUGAGACAUCCGCCUGAUCUGGAGAAGUACAAGGCGCAGGAGGUGAGUGUGCACGUUGGUCAGAGCGUGGGACAGCCGCAGCCGGAUGAGCUGGGGAUCACGAAUCUGGGGGGUGAGGGGUCGGAGAGUGCGAUCCAUAUCGACAACACCAAUCAAAGGAAUUGA